AUGUCGGGUUCAGGAGGACACACUGCUGCUAGGACGCAGGAGCAGAGGAACAUGGCUGACCUGCAGGCUUUCCUGGAGGAUGGCCUGAGUUCAGAGCUGCUGCUCCAGCACCAGCUGCAGGAGAUGAAGGAGGCCCAUAAGCAGCAGCUGCAGGAGACAGAGAGGAGACAGAGAGAGGGCCUUGAGAAAAGGAUCCAGCAGAACUCUAUGCUGUCUUCAGGCUUUGACAGGAGGUCUAGUGCUGACAGACAACUGGACGAGUUCUUCAGCUCUCAGGCCAGGUAUGUCAUGUCACCCAAUGAUGCAAAUAAGUUAUCACAAUAUAUAUUUUUUGUACGUCUCAAAUAUCCUAUUGUUCUAUGUUACAUAAAACAAUCUCAAAUGUAGGGGACCGAGGAAAUCCAGUUCCAUGUCUGAACUGACCUCAGGUAGGAGGUCUACCUCUAGGAAAUCCCAACAGCUCAGACAGUCAGGGAGGUCAGUCACAUCCUCUGCAGCCCUGGCUUCUGGCACAACUGGUUCACAGCAGCUUCAGCACCGAGGACCAACAGAAACAGAGCCGCUCCAACUAAGCAAAGAGGAGAAAGAGGAGGCGGAGUGUCAGAGGAAGUUCCGUGCUGUUCCUGUGCCUGGCCAUUUGUUUUUGCCCCUCUAUGAUGAGAUGACGCAGGUGCGACAGAAAGAGAGGAAGGAAGGCCGUGAACAGAGGAGGGACUUCCUGCUCUCCAUGCAGAAGCCCUUCAGCUUCCUGGAGAGAGAUGAGAAGAAGAGAGAGAAGCUGAUGCAAAUGAUAAGCACGGUGGCACAGUCUCAAAAAGCCAAGGCCACCAAUGUCAGGAAACCAAUACCUAAAGCAAUCAAAGACCAUGCAGUCUCUGAGCAUUUAAAAGGUGUGUUGCCUAAAUAAAAUAUCUCCAGAGAUCUUGCUUAGGCACAGGAAAUGGUAUAAUAAAAGUAUUAUAAUCCUCUCAAUAUGUUAUAAUUUUUUCACUGAAUUCUGUAUGCUCUGUAGAGGAGGAGUUGCGCAGGAAGGUACGCAUCCAGCAGAGGGCCCAGGAGACCUUGAGGAAGUCCACAGCACCUAUAGAGAACCAUACUCUUACUGAGAACCCUGAGCCUCGCACCACCCAGCGAACUAAGAAGGAGGUCCUGGCCUUCCUGGAUCAGAAGCCUACCUUCCAGCCCAAGACCAACGCCCAGGUCCCUGAUUUUGACAGGCUGCACAAGGCCUUUCAGAGGGAAGCUCUGAGGAAGACAGAGAGGAAAGAUGUUACCAAGUGUCAGCCCUUCCACCUGCGGACAUCAACUCUGCCUUCAAGACCAAGCAGAAGCAGCUCUGAAAAAGAACAGGUGAGCUUACUGUAGAACUCUGCAAAUAGAACUUGAAAUGAAAUUGCUCUUUGUAUCUUUGGAAACGUUUUGUUUCCUUGUGUUAUUUUUGUCCUAAGGAACCCAUAGUCAGUGCCUUUUUGAAGAGAAGCAAUUCCUUUGGAGGCUUAACAUCACUGUCCACAGAUACGCUUCCCACCUAUAUCACAGAUGCAGCAAGGAAACGCUGUAUGGCCAUUAGGUAAAAGGGAACUGUGAACUUCAUUAUCAGCUGUGUCUGUCUCAAUAAGUAAGGAUACAGGAAAUACUCGUACUAAUCUCUGUCCUGUCCUCUCCAUGGUCCAUCAGAAAGUAUGUGGAGCAGAAAGAGAGCAAGGAGAAGGAGAGUGCAGAGUGGAUGCGGAGACAUAGGAUGAGGUCUCAGGCCAUGAAGAAGACAGUGGCUGUCCGCGCCAAGGUCAUGGAUCCUCAUAGCAGCCUGAAAGAGGUGUACCAUGAGAAGCUGAAACAGCACCGGUGAGUACUGGGAAAUUCCUCAGAUGAAAACAGGAAAGAACAGACUGAUUAAAGAGUUGUUGCUCUGUAUUUAUUUACUUAAUGUUUAUGUGGCUCUGUACAUGUAGGGAGGCUGACCAACAAAGGACUAGAGAGUAUAAGAAGGAGCUACAGGAUAUGAAGGCCAGAGUCACUGUCCGUCCUUACCUGUUUGAACAGGUGUCACAGGUAAACUAUGGGCUUGCAUUGACCUGGAAACUCAUUUUCUGGAAUUGCAAACACUUGAGAAGAGCUUUUAAACUGUUAACUGUUGUAUUAUUUACUAUUGUGCACCUUCUCUAUUCCCUGGCCUUUGAUGGAAUUGCUCUAGAAAAACGCCAAGGCUGACGCAGAGCGUAUAUACAGAGACAAGCUGAGGGAAGCUGGUUUGAAUGAGCAGUUUGUCAAAACAAAGGGAGAAGAGUUUGGAACGGCACCAGUCUUCAUAUUGGAUGACAAUGACGAUGUUGAUGACCAAAGUGUUGAGAGUGACAUGGAGAAAAGGUACCUACAAUGACAACAAGUGUGUGUCGCAGUGUCUACCAACUAACAAUUAGUUUUAUUCAUACAAUAUGUAAUGCCAAUAGGAAUACCACUACAGCUGGUAAUCCAAGGACGCCAUGUGUUAUAGUCAUAUAUACAAUGUUGCAUUACAUAAUACUUUGAGACUCUGUCGUAAAGUCUUUAGUGAAGAGAAGGCAAAUACUGGAGUCAAGCAAAACUUUGAUGCAAUUACAAUAUAGACAUUUUCUAACAGACGUCUGAUUUAGGGAUGGAAACGUAGACGUCGGGGAGAAAAUUGAAGAGGUAGAGGAAGAGAGCGUGAAAACCAGAGUGGAAUAAAUGCAUUGAUCAAAAAGGUAGACCCGGCAUGUAAUGGAACUCCAAAUAGCUAUUCUGCUUCAAAGAGCACUAUGUUGUAAAAUAAUUGUAGUCUAGUUUAACUAUGUUGACCCAGUCUUUGACUGUCUGACAUGUUUUGUUAUCAAUUAUGAUAUUUCUAAAAUGGGGACAUCUGGCCUCUGGCUUUUAAAUGUAUAUUAAAUGGAGCAAAUGUGAGAAAAUGAAUAAAGGUUUAUAGAACUGUAUAUGUUUAUAUGUAAUUUAGAAUUUUAUAUGUUGACAUUUUACAAUGGUAGGGGAUUAUGGAAUAUUAACAUUUGGCAGCAUAAUAUUUAAACCUUAUUAAAACUGAAUAUCAAAGGCUUAUUUGGUUUUAUGAAAUUAAUUUAGCGUGGCAUUAUAGAGGAGAACUACUUG
Coregonus sp. 'balchen' is the source of this 3123-nucleotide messenger RNA. The record is from the annotation of a GenBank genome assembly. Lineage: Eukaryota; Metazoa; Chordata; Actinopteri; Salmoniformes; Salmonidae.